UCCAUUGGCGGCUUCCCCGGCUUCCGCGCCACGCCGCGGGCCGCGUGAGCCGCUGCUGACUCCAGAGCCCGCAAGUGCCAGUGGGCGCGCCAGGCCCGCUUGGGUGGGGGGCGCCGCAGUCGCCAUGCUGCGCGGGCCCUGGGCCCUGGCCCCCGCCGUUGCGCAGCCUCCCAACGGGGUGCCGGCUUUGAGCCCCACUGAGCAGUGGCCGCCCGGCCUAAGCAGCCCCCAGCUCUGCCCAGUCACCGCCACCUACUACACUUCGCUGUUCCCGCAGACGGUGCCUCCCGCUGCAGCGCCCGGCACCUGCCUCGACGCCACCCCCCACGGACCCGACGGCCAAGCUGUGCGCUGCGUGCCAGCCGGCCGGCUGCCGGCCAAAAGGAAGCUGGACCUGGAGGGUCUUGGGAAGCCUGCGGUCCCUGAAUUCCGGACUCCCAAGGGGAAAUGCUUUCGCGUGGAUGGCCUUCCCAGCCCCAGAACACCUAAGUCCCCUGGAGAGAAGACUCGGUACGACACAUCGCUGGGACUGCUCACCAAGAAGUUCAUUUACCUCCUGAGCGAGUCAGAGGAUGGGGUCCUGGACCUGAACUGGGCAGCAGAGGUACUGGACGUGCAGAAGCGUCGCAUCUACGACAUCACCAAUGUAUUGGAGGGCAUCCAGCUCAUCCGCAAGAAGUCCAAGAACAACAUCCAGUGGGUAGGCAGGGGACUGUGUGAAGACCCCUCCCGGCCUUCGAAGCAGCAACAGCUAGGACAGGAGCUGAAGGAGCUGAUCAGCACCGAGCAGGCCUUGGACCAGCUUAUCCAGAGCUGUUCUCUCAGCUUCAAGCACCUGACCGAGGACUCGGCCAACAAGAGGCUGGCCUAUGUGACCUACCAAGACAUCCGUUCUGUCGGCACCUUUAAGGAGCAGACGGUGAUCGCAGUCAAGGCCCCUCCGCAGACGCAGCUGGAGGUGCCAGACAAGGCUGAGGAGAACCUGCAGGUAUAUCUGAAGAGCACCCAGGGGCCCAUCGAAGUCUACCUGUGCCCUGAAGAGGUUCAGGAGCCGGACAGUCCCACCAAGGAGCCCCUCCCUUCCACCUCCGCCCUCAGCCCCAGCCCGGACUGCGCCCUACCCAACCGUGGCCCUGACCUUGGGGUCUCGGAGCCCACUGCCUCCACAGGGCCAUCACUGACUCCCCUGCAGGACCCACUGCCACCGCCACUGCCACUGCCACCAUCUCCCCUCCCAAUGGAGGUCACUGACAGUAUGCUGGGGCUGACGCAUCCGCUUCUCCAGCAGACUGAAGACCAGCUCCUGUCUCCAACCUUGGCCUGCGCUUCCCCUCUGAUCAGCUUCUCCCCACCCCUGGACCAGGAUGACUACCUAUGGGGCCUGGAUGGUGGUGAAGGUGUCAGUGACCUCUUUGACUCCUACGACCUUGGGGACCUGUUGAUUAAUUGAGCAGCCUUGCCGGGCCUCAGCAGUGCCACACCUGUCUACCUCCUCACAGACAGACUGACCUGUCCUCUGCCCGUAUGGCAAUGUUGGACACAGGUUGCCGGCCUCAGGGCAUGAUGGUCAUCUCUCCUUCCCAGCCUCCUUGGCCGCAGAUGUCUGGGAGAUGUGGAGGAUGUGGCUGAGGAGGGAUCAGGGUCUGGGUCCUGUCUUUCCUCCUCUCACCUGUGACCUCUCAUAUGAAGGACCACAGGUGCAGGUGACCAAGUUCAGGGAAUGGCCCUGCCACGUCCUUUUGAAAGAUAAUUAGGGCCCUUGAUUUCUCAAGAAGCACUUAAUGCCUUUGUAUUUAUUUCAGGUUGGGUUUUGUUUGUUUGUCCUCCCUGAGUUUUAGCAGGGAGAAUGUUGUAGUUUCUAGCAAGACUUCUCAGUCAGGCCUAGGCCAACUCCCCGGUUUUCCCUGCACGGUGGGGACUGGGUCUCUGAGGGGUUGUCCAGUUUGCUGGAAUGUUAAUUGCACUUAGGCCUUGUAAUUCUAGUAAGUGCCAAGUCCUCAGUCUCUGCCUGUUCUCAGUCUGAUGUACCUAGUCAGCUCAGAGAAGGUUCUAGUAGCCCUCCUGAGGCAGGCAGCAUCGAGGCUUCUGAAGUAGCAGAAGCCGGCAGUUAAGGAGUCCCUCUUCCUUUGUAAUUGACCUUUCCUCUUCUUCCCUGUAGAGUAAACGCUCCAGGGAGUCAAGCAGUGAAGAGCCCCUGAGGAAACAGACAGGAGUGUCCUGGCUGCCUCAGGCUCCUUUCCUUAGAGUUCCCCCACACACACCAAGGCAAGGCAGUUCCACCUAGACAGGAGUGAAGUGAAAACAGGAAGCCUCAGGAAGGAGCCCCAGGAACUGCUAGUAUCCUUUCCAGUUCCCUGGGAUAGUUUUUUUGCCAGUCGUUGAAGGGGAUCUUCUUUUUUCUUUUUUGAACUGGGGG
Octodon degus (degu) is the source of this 2416-nucleotide messenger RNA. RefSeq names its product E2F transcription factor 2 (gene E2f2). The coding region runs from base 125 to 1450 and encodes 441 amino acids. Gene Ontology annotation, cellular component: RNA polymerase II transcription regulator complex. NCBI's taxonomy places the organism in Eukaryota, Metazoa, Chordata, Mammalia, Rodentia, Octodontidae. Gene Ontology annotation, biological process: regulation of transcription by RNA polymerase II. The transcript has 7 exons. The record is from RefSeq and is a predicted model, not a curated record. Gene Ontology annotation, molecular function: protein dimerization activity; DNA-binding transcription factor activity, RNA polymerase II-specific; RNA polymerase II cis-regulatory region sequence-specific DNA binding.